AUGAAUAUAAAUAUUAUAAAAACCAAAUCAUUUGUGUUUUAUAAUAUUUUUUUCCCGAAGAAAUUACUUUUACCCUUAAUCAUUAUUCGAACAGCAACAAAAAGAUCAUCAGGAUCAACUAAAAAUAACCGAGAUUCACCAGGAAAACGACUAGGGGAAAAAGUAAAAGCAGGAAAUAUUCUAGUUCGACAAAGAGGAACUAAAUUUUAUCCGGGAGAAAAUGUUGGAAUGGGUAGAGAUCAUACACUUUAUGCUUUGGAGCCAGGAUUUGUUCAAUUUUAUCGAGAUCCAUUACAACCUAAAAGGAAAUUUGUAGGAAUUGUAUUUGAUCGUGCAAUUAAACUUCCUUUAUCUAAAAAUGAACCAAGGAUUAGAAGAUUAGGGAUGAAAGAGUAAAAUAUUAUACGAGGUUCUAAAUAUUACCAUAUCUUUUCGAAUACAUUCCAAGAGCUUUAAUAGUGAAAUUAAAUUUAUAAUUUGGGUAACUGUAUGAUUAAAAUAAGUAAAAAAAGAGUUAUAUAUUUAUACCUAAUCAUGCUAUAAAAAUUAAAAAAAAAAUCAAAAAAAUGAUUGAAACAUACCAAUUUUUAUU
Messenger RNA from Pneumocystis murina B123, 592 nucleotides. RefSeq names its product ribosomal protein L27. NCBI's taxonomy places the organism in Eukaryota, Fungi, Ascomycota, Pneumocystomycetes, Pneumocystales, Pneumocystaceae. The coding region runs from base 1 to 396 and encodes 131 amino acids. Gene Ontology annotation, molecular function: structural constituent of ribosome. Gene Ontology annotation, cellular component: ribosome; mitochondrial large ribosomal subunit. The record is from RefSeq and is a predicted model, not a curated record. Gene Ontology annotation, biological process: translation. The transcript has 4 exons.